This is a messenger RNA of Cryptomeria japonica (Japanese cedar), 4441 nucleotides long. Its product is annotated as protein VAC14 homolog. Gene Ontology annotation, cellular component: endosome membrane; PAS complex. The record is from RefSeq and is a predicted model, not a curated record. Gene Ontology annotation, biological process: positive regulation of kinase activity; phosphatidylinositol biosynthetic process. NCBI's taxonomy places the organism in Eukaryota, Viridiplantae, Streptophyta, Pinopsida, Cupressales, Cupressaceae. The coding region runs from base 648 to 2561 and encodes 637 amino acids. The transcript has 20 exons.
AAAAAGUAAAAGGAAAACAUUGGAAAAGCCAUACCGAAAGCCUUUUGCGAUAUAUAGUAGGGGAUUGGAAAGAAACUUCUGUAGCGGUCUUGUCUCCUCCUCUUUCUGUACAACAUUGAUAACAAAUACAGCUUUACAAAGUACCAGCUAAGGCAAAGCAAAACACAAAUUGCCUGCAACUUCAAACGAUAAAUUAAUCUCCAAUCAGGAAAGAAAACCAAACCCAAAAAACUAUUCGCUUGUGGUAUUAAGGUUGGAUCGAGUAGUCUUUUGCGAUUGAAUCAGAAGGCAGGGUGUUGUUUUGGCGGGGGUUCGAGCUAGUAACCUUUGCAAUUUUGAAUCUUUUCAAAUUUUUGAGUUUACAGUUUAAUGAAUCGGUUAAAAUGAAUGUUUUAGACUGGAUUUUGAUUCAUCGACGUUGAUCUUUAUAGCGUAGCGUGUUGUUGACGCUAUCAUUGUGGCGGGGAGAAAGCUUUUGAAGGAAUAUCAGGGCUGAUUUGGCGAAGAAACCCUGCGGUGAAGGGGGCCUGGAGUCAGACAAUUGGGGGCGCGGGUGCUUGGCUUUCCUCGCACAUUUAUGCAGCCCCUAUUUUGCAAAAUAUCUGCGGAAUUCCACCGGCCAAGCCAAUAGCAUCGGCAACAGCAACAUGACGGAUGUUACGUCGCUGCUGCCUGCGUCCGUGCUGCGGAAUCUCGCGGACAAGCUCUACGAAAAGCGGAAAAAUGCGGCUUUGGAGGAAACGGAAGGAGGGAGACUGAGAGACGGAACAGUCAGCUGCAAGAUCGACCAAAUUCUACUCAUUUCAGCACCUAAAAUGCUUGAAGGAGUUAUAAAAAAUUUGACUGCUGUUGGAGACCAUGAAAAGAUAUCGGCGAUAAUCAAUGUGCUGACAAACGAAUUUGCUCUCUCUCCUCAAGCGAAUCACAGAAAGGGUGGCUUAAUAGGGCUGGCUGCAGCAACUGUUGGUUUGGCAUCAGAAGCUGCUCAGCAUCUUGAGCAAAUUGUUCCCCCUGUUCUCAACUCUUUUACUGAUCAAGAUAGCAGAGUCCGUUAUUAUGCUUGUGAAGCCCUGUAUAAUAUAGCAAAGGUUGCAAGGGGAGAGUUUAUCAUCUUCUUUAACCAAAUUUUUGAUGCACUAUGCAAACUCUCAGCUGACUCAGAUGCUAAUGUGCAAAGUGCUGCACAUCUUUUAGACCGCCUUGUUAAAGAUAUUGUUACAGAAAGUGACCAGUUCAGCAUAGAAGAGUUCAUACCACUCUUGAGGGAGCGGAUGAAUGUUCUAAAUCCUUAUGUACGCCAAUUCCUGGUUGGAUGGAUAACAGUUUUGGACAGUGUUCCUGAUAUUGAUAUGCUAGGCUUCUUGCCUGAUUUUCUUGAUGGUCUUUUUAAUAUGCUGAGUGACUCUAGUCAUGAAAUACGGCAGCAGGCAGAUUCUGCACUCACUGAAUUCUUACAAGAGAUAAAAAACUCUCCGUCAGUGGAUUAUGGACGCAUGGCUGAGAUAUUAGUACAAAGAGCGGAUUCUCCUGAUGAGUUUACUCGGUUGACGGCUAUCACUUGGAUGAAUGAGUUUGUUAAGCUCGGAGGAGAGCAGCUAGUUUCUUAUUAUGCAGAUAUUUUAGGAGCCAUUUUACCAUGCAUUUCUGAUAAAGAAGAGAAAAUAAGAGUGGUCGCUCGUGAAACAAAUGAUGAGCUUCGAGAAAUUACACCUGUGCCUGGAGAGGGAUUUGACAUUGAAUCAGUGCUCAAAAUUGCUAGGAGGGAAUUAAGUAGUGAAUGGGAGGCUACUAGACUUGAGGCUUUGCAUUGGAUUAAAGUUCUUCUGGAUAAGUAUCGAACAGAGGUACUAUCAUUUCUUGAUUUUAUCUUUCCGGCUCUUCUCAAAUCUCUCUCAGAUUCAUCUGAUGAAGUGGUCUUACUUGUUUUAGACGUUCAUGCAUGCAUAGCAAGAGAAGCGCCACAUUUUCGUCACCUUGUUGUUUUCCUUGUACAUAAUUUCCGGAUAGACCACUCACUUCUCGAGAAGCGGGGGACAUUGAUACUACGGAGGCUAUGUGUUCUUCUAGAUGCUGAAAAAGUGUAUCGGGAGUUGUCAACUAUCUUAGAAGGAGAAGCUGAUUUGGAUUUUGCUUCAGUCAUGGUUCAGGCACUAAACUUAAUCCUUCUUACUUCAUCAGAGCUAGCUGAACUGCGGGCACUCUUAAAACAGUCUUUGUCCAACAAAGCUGGCGAAGAUUUAUUUGUAGCUUUGUACUCUUCAUGGUGUCAUUCUCCCAUGGCAACUAUAAGUCUCUGCUUAUUAGCCCAGGCAUAUCAGCAUGCUAGUGCUGUAAUUCAAUCGUUGGUUGAGGAAGACAUUAAUGUCAAGUUUUUGGUACAACUGGACAAGUUGAUUCGUUUGCUUGAGACACCAAUUUUCACAUAUUUGAGACUACAGCUUUUAGAUCUUGGACGGUAUCCAUGGUUGUUGAAAGCUCUAUAUGGUCUUUUGAUGUUGCUUCCUCAGACGUCAGCAAGUCUAAGAUCCUUCCACCUUGACCACAUUGCUGUAUAUUCCUAGUAAUGCAGUCUCAGGUUAUCAUGCUUGGAUAGUUUAAUAUCCUGCAAACAGCUCCAAUUUAGAUCAUAUUUCCGUCCCAAUUGGUUACUUACGUAUGUGGUCUACUAAUUUAAUUUCUAUGAUAAUGUAUCUUGGUUGGCACAUUGUUUUGUGGCUGGCAUAAGCAAAUUAAUUUUUUGUUUGGGGAUUGUUGUUAAUAUGUCAACAGUGUGUUUUAUUAGGGAAAGUAAUCUUCCACUUGAUGAUUGCAAAUGAAGAAUUGAGCUACUUGUAUGGUGUUCACAGAUGCAUCAUUUUCAUACUGGGUAUUAUGAGAUGCUUGUAUUGAGAAUGACAAUUUCUUCCUAAUAGUUUAUUUCAGAAUAUUUUUAAUUUGUACAGACAAAUUAAUUAUUGAUCUAUUCCUCUGGCUGUGUACAAUUAAUCUCCAUAAAUUCUUUACAAUCAUCAGCUAUCUGUUGUUAAGUUUCUCCACAAUAAGUGAUAUAAUUCCCCACUUGUUGGGAUAGUCAAUCAUCAACAGAGUUGUACAUUAGCAAAUUGUUCUUAUUAAUAAUGUGGAAGUUAUUAAGUCUCAUCAUGUAUAAGAAGUUAUAAAGAAUCAUGCACAUUAAAGAUGGGAAAACUCAUCUACUUACUGUGAGAUCUUUUGCAUUCUGGUGUGCUUAUUAUGUCUAAGUUUUUCUUGUGAACAUUAAUAAACGCUCUUAUCUGCAAGAAUAUGACUUGUUUAGCAAUAGCCUUGUUGGCAAUUUGUAGUAGAUAAGGGCAUGGACACCUCAGUAACUGGAAUGGUCAUCAUACUAUGUGCUUGCUACACAGGGCUCUAAUUUAUGCCUGUAAUGCUGUUUGAAUUGCAUCUGUAGCAAUAAUGCAUUCACUUUUCUUCAAAAUAUCAGUAAACAUUCUUUAGUAUUAACAAUCAAUUAAAAUUGCUAUUAUUUGUGAACUUAAAUCUUGUUAGUGACAGCUCAUUAAUGUUCCAUUGGGAGCUACUAAUAUUCUCAUUAGAUUUUUCUUUAUAGGACAACUCCUUUUUCUAGUAAUUUCAUGUAUAUUGUUUUUUUGGUUCAACAUUGGAUUGCAUGAGUGUCUGAUUACUCUAAGCAAACAUUUUAUAAAGAGAGAGUCGUCCGAUUCUCAAGUUUUUCAACAUUCUUUUGUGGGUGUCACUUUAAUCGGCCUCUCAUUUUGUUCAUUGCUUUUUGUAAUCUUGUAUGCCAUUUAAACAUUUCUUCAGGAUUUAACAUGAAUUUUGUUCAUAUUUCUCAAGUUAUUCUUUAGGGAUUCACAGCCUUACAUCUUGCAUUUAAUUCUGGAAAGCCAAAUCAAAGGCAUUCAUCCAGGGGCCUGUUAAACACAAACCGAUACAUCCUUACAGCAAAGCUGGAAUAUACACCACCACAAAGUACACAGAAUAAAGGCCUAAUUUCCUGCAAGUAUGUGCUGCCGUAUCUUGGCAAAUUCGUCACUAGAUGUGCUUUUAGAAUAUGACAUGCCAUGGGCUGUUAUCAUGAAAGAGCUUUUAUUGCCCUUCAAUUCCAUGCACUAUUAUUUGUUCCCAUAGAAGAGUAAAAGAUAAGAAAAAAAGGUUGAAAGUGGAGUUCUUGAUUCUUAUCGUCUUUUAAUUUGCACCAGAUAUAAUAGUUCACUAUAAAAGCUUUGACAUACUGCUGGUUAUGUUUGUCAAAUUCUAUGUUUGAACUUCAUAAAAUAAUAUUUUUUUCUGUAUCCAUUAUAUCUUUAUCAUUAUGUAUGUUGGGUUCACUUGAUUGAAAUGACUAUCCUGUCUUCCCAUCACAUAUUUAGAAUAAUUUUUGCUUUUGUAUUUUGGAUUUUGUUCUUCAAAUUUUGUUAUCACCUGUUAAGUUGUAGUGAUU